UAUUCAUAGGUGGCGCUUCUUGUGACGUCACAUUUAGAACAUCUUCAUACCAGCGUUCCAUUGCUGUCCUGGAUUCCAGAGGUGACGGGUGUGUGAUGGAUUUUAAACCCAAAACGCUGAUAUUAUCACCUACAAGGUCACCAGCUUUUCCAUCAUAGCCAGAAAUGUCAUCACCCGAAAUGCCAUCACCAGAAAUGCCGAUAGUAUCACCUAUAAGGACACCAACUUUUCCAUCCUCAACAUCAUCGCCAGAAAGGCCAUCACCAGAAAUGCCGAUAUUAUCACCUGUAAGGUCAACAGCUUUUCCAACAUCAACAUUAUCACCAGAAAGGCCAUCACCAGAAAUGCCGAUAUUAUCACCUGUAAGGUCACCAGCUUUUCCAGCAUCAACAUUAUCACCUGAAAGGUCAUCACCAGAAAUGCCGAUAUCAUCACCUACAAGGUCACCAGCUUUUCCAUCAUCGGCAUCAUCGCCAGAAAGGUCAUCACCAGAAAUGCCAUCACCAGAAAUGCCGAUAUUAUCACAUGUAAGGUCACCAAUGACAUCAACGGUUGAAGGUGGGGAGGAGGAUGAUGAUAUCUUCGUAAAGAAAGAAUCUUCUUACAGAACAUGACGACAUACCAGUCAUCGAGUGGUUCCAUACGUAACGAUAUUCCUGAAAAUGACGCGGACUUAUUCAACCAUGCAGCUGUUCUGGCCGUCAGAUUAGUCGGAUCAUAUACCAACGAGCAAAUAUUGGAAGCAGUUGCUCUAUUGAAAUCCAAUCAAAAAGAUGUAUUCAAUGCUUCAAAUCUAAUGCAAUGCCUAAUAGACAUUGAGGAUCUGGAGGAGGAAGCCAAACAACAAAAGGAAAAAAACGAGAGGAAUAUGAAAGACGCAGAAAUUGAAGAGCUGCGGUUGCGUACAAAAUGCAAAGUGUGUCUUGAGGAAGAACUUAAGAUAGUUUUUCUACCGUGUGGCCAUUUAUGUACAUGUGUAGAUUGUGCUAGUCACCUUGAGAGAUGUCCCGUUUGUCGGGAACAGAAAAGGAGUACUGUAAAAGCAUACUUAACAUAAAUCUGUUGGACUAUUGAACAAAACGACAAAUUUUCACGGUUGAGUGCGGCGCACACAAAAUUACUCUCCGAAAAAUGUUAAUCGACUAUAACUAAAGUUCUUAGUAUUGCUUCCUUUUUAUCAAUAUGAACUUAUUGUUAAUAUGAUACCAAUAUCCCUUGUAUGGGGAUCGGGGCAGGGUCCAGGUCGGCGUACAUGAAAUUAGGAGGACCAGAAGUUAUCGUGUGGAAGGAUUUACUAUGUUUGGAAUAAUAGGAUAUUUUGGUGUUUCAGUUUGUUGUCGUGUGUGGUUGGAAAUACGAAGGAAAUUUGUAUGGGAGUCGAAGUUUAAUUAUUAUUUUUUUUAUUGUAUGCUGAAUGUUUCUUCAAGAUUCCAGAAUGGAAUAUGCUCACGUCGUUGCUAUAGUAACCCUACGACGCUCCAUCAUUUGGGAACUUAUAUGAAGGAAAUACUCAAAUUUUCUUUUACCAGUUUUAUAGAAAUUACGUUAAAAUACGAUUAGAUUCUUCUGGGAAGGUCAUCAUUUUACUGUAAGAUGGGUUCAUAAUAAACGACUAUUUUCAGGAAAGGGGAAUCUAUCUUGCAUUGAAACUUAAACUGCAAUUCAAAACUUGGGUAACCAUGUUGAUACUUUUUAUUCAAAAGGUUGGAUUUUCCUGGAAAUCGGGGUUCAAUAAGAUUAGGUUUAACAUUGUACAUUGUUUUGUUAAGUAUUCAUCUGAAUCCUUCAUUGUAAAUAUUCAUAGCUUUAGUAGAUCAGAGGUAUGAAAGAUAUGAGAGAGUGGUAGUUGAUAUAUGUAGUUAAAAGAUGGAAUGUACGAGUUAUAUGCCAUUGUUGUAGAUAAAAAUUCCGUCGAUUAAAUUAUUUACCUUAACAAAACUGUUAGUUACAUAUGAUAAGAGAUCACGGUCCCAGGAAUAGUGAUUGUAGAAUAUGGGUAUUCUUAAUACUCCUGAACAAAGUUUGUUAAUCCGAGAUAAUGGUCUAAGGGCAGAUAACUUCAGAAUUUCUAAAGUUUUAUCAAUUAGACAGUUCGUAUAUAUAAACAGCAGGACAAAAAAUGACUAACAAGUAAUUAUUGAGGGAUAAAGAAGAGAAAGACCUUAUGACAAGAAAUCUGUUACAAUAUUAAACUUAGUGGAGCUACGGCAAAAUUCUUUAUGGACUUGAUAUCAAUCAUAUUGAUACGCUAUCCUAUGUAGCAGUCACCUACAGUUUAUUCAUAUAGCUGUCUGAGUGUUUGAGCUCAAAUGUAGGUAUCGCCUAUACAUUUUGUUGACCGUAUUUUGAUAUUGGUGGACAUUCAUGCCGCAUGACAACUACUAGGAACACCUUUCCUUUUCUUCUUUUCAGACAUGACUCCAGAUGUAAAUACCCUUGGUAGCCUGUUGGUACUGAAUAGUAUUGUUUGGGAUAUUUUCCAUUGGGAAUACAAGAGAUUUGCAAAGUUAACCCCCUCCCCCUCAUUCUGACAGACCACUGGACACCCCACCUGAGGGAGCUGAAUGUCAAUGUUUGAUUCCCCAGAUUAAAUCCAGUUAUCAAUGUUUAUAGAUAAGCAUAAGCAUAAUCUUCACUAGUAAAAGGCACACACCAAUUCUUUCAACCUCUUACAUUAAAAGAUAUCUUGAUUUUUGUAAAUUGAUUCUCAGGUAUCUAUUUCAUAAUUAUUUAAAUGUCAAUAAAACUGUAUUACUUUUUGUAAAUUAGUUAAAAGCACUCAAUUAUUGAAGAUACCUAUAUCACAAUUUUACAAAGUGUGAAAAAUAAUGUUUAUCACCUAGGAAAAACAAAUGCUCGAGCUGAACCAAUUCACUAAUGAAAAUGUAUGUCUUCGGCUUUUCCCCUUGAGUUUCCUUUAUACAAAAUAAAGAGUAAUGUCUUAAGACUUGGAAAAAAAAAAAAAAAACACACACACACACAUGAAUGACGAAGGACUACCGGUGAAAAAGGCGGUCAUUUCCCAGGUGGAGGUUCCUCCGUCCAUUGUAAAUGUCAGGGUUACUGUUUUUCGAGUAUCCCGUGCACUUAUUUGCAUUAAACCUAUACCAUAUAUAACAUCAUUUUUCAGGAAGUUUAAACUUUAAACCUUAAUUGGAUAACAUUUCACAUCAUUUCAACUUUAAAUGAGCGAUUGAGGGGAAGAUGUCACUAGUAAUAACAUAUUGUAUUUUUGUUGCUGUGUGAGUCUGUUAUAUUGAUAAUACAUCGUUUCUACAUAUCUAUGUUUACCUUUGAUGUUGAACGAUUUGUGCAAAUGGAUAGAUAUUUCUCUCGUCUGACCAGAAAUGAUACUAAGCGGACUACGAUAGUCGAAAAUUGUUCCUAGAUUUCCACAUUAUAUAACGUUUCAAAACACCCCUGUCUAUACUUUAACUUACCUACUUGUCAUGAUUAUUUAUAUUUUCCAACUGGAGAUUUUUAGAGUGGAUAAAAUUUGCCAGAAACUGUUAGUGUAGACUGUAAAUAUUCAAUGGAUAUUACUACAUGACAUAAAACCAUACGGAGAAACUUUUCUCCUCUUUUUAUGCGUAAUUAAAAAUCUACAGCUCUUUUUGUCCGUCACGUCACUCCUAAUUUUGGUCUGAAGAUGAGCCUAAUAUAUUGUAAACCUUUUAAUUGUCUGUGCAUAUUUGAGAACAUUGAUGGUAUCCCUUGUUUAUGUUGAAGUAAUAUAUUUAGAAAAAAAAAAUGAAUUGAAUUGCAAAUGUGAAGCAUGAAAAUGGAUUUCGUAUAAAGCAUUUGAUAAAAAAUCUUAUUUCAAUUUUCAAAAAAAAAAAAAAAAAUAUUGAAAACAUGAAGCAAAGAAAAUAAUUUGAUACUGAGAUGUUGCGUAGCUAGCUAGAAGUACUUAACAUGCAAAAUCAGUCCCAUUGCUAGGUGCUAGUAUAAUGUUCUGAGGUAGACUUCCACAACAGUGUACCCCAGGAGUCACUUCAAAAUCAAUUACAAGAUUACUGCUGAUUGAGCACCAAGUGUGUUUUUGUUAAUUUAAUCUUUAGAAACUGGUCUUCCAGAAAGACAGGCUGAGAUAUCAAAUAAAAAAGCUAUUUGCUAACAUAUA
This is a messenger RNA of Pecten maximus, 4123 nucleotides long. RefSeq names its product baculoviral IAP repeat-containing protein 7-like. NCBI's taxonomy places the organism in Eukaryota, Metazoa, Mollusca, Bivalvia, Pectinida, Pectinidae. Bases 611 to 1057 code for a protein of 148 amino acids. The transcript is spliced from 6 exons. The record is from RefSeq and is a predicted model, not a curated record.